Molecule: messenger RNA, 987 nt
Organism: Charadrius vociferus (killdeer)
Lineage: Eukaryota; Metazoa; Chordata; Aves; Charadriiformes; Charadriidae
Gene: GNAI2
Product: guanine nucleotide binding protein (G protein), alpha inhibiting activity polypeptide 2
Exons: 8
Coding region: 70-981 (303 amino acids)
Biological process (GO): adenylate cyclase-modulating G protein-coupled receptor signaling pathway; gamma-aminobutyric acid signaling pathway
Cellular component (GO): heterotrimeric G-protein complex
Molecular function (GO): G protein-coupled receptor binding; GTP binding; GTPase activity
Source: RefSeq, a predicted model, not a curated record
GCAGCCCGAGAGAGAGCUCUCCUCCUAUUAGGUGCCGGUGAGUCUGGGAAGAGCACCAUUGUCAAACAGAUGAAGAUCAUCCACGAGGAUGGUUACUCAGAGGAGGAGUGCCGGCAGUACAAAGCCGUGGUCUACAGCAACACCAUCCAGUCCAUCAUGGCCAUCAUCAAGGCGAUGGGCAACCUGCAGAUUGACUUUGGAGACUCCUCCAGAGCGGAUGACGCUCGGCAGUUGUUUGCGCUCUCCUGCACCGCCGAGGAGCAGGGCAUCAUGCCGGAGGACCUGGCCAACGUGAUCCGGAGGCUGUGGGCUGACAACGGCGUCCAGGCUUGUUUUAACCGCUCCCGGGAAUACCAGCUGAACGACUCCGCUGCCUACUACCUGAACGACCUGGAGAGGAUAGCCCGCGCCGACUACAUCCCCACCCAGCAGGACGUGCUGCGCACCAGGGUGAAGACCACCGGCAUCGUAGAGACCCACUUCACCUUCAAGGACCUGCACUUCAAGAUGUUCGACGUGGGCGGCCAGCGCUCAGAGCGGAAGAAGUGGAUCCACUGCUUCGAGGGGGUGACGGCCAUCAUUUUCUGCGUGGCCCUGAGCGCCUACGACCUGGUGCUGGCUGAAGACGAGGAGAUGAACCGCAUGCACGAGAGCAUGAAGCUGUUCGACAGCAUCUGCAACAACAAGUGGUUCACGGACACGUCCAUCAUCCUCUUCCUCAACAAGAAGGACCUCUUUGAGGAGAAGAUCGUGCACAGCGCCCUGACCAUUUGCUUCCCUGAGUACACAGGGGCCAACAAGUAUGACGAGGCGGCCGCCUACAUCCAGAGCAAGUUUGAGGACCUGAACAAGCGGAAGGACACCAAGGAGAUCUACACCCACUUCACCUGCGCCACCGACACCAAGAACGUGCAGUUUGUCUUUGAUGCCGUCACUGACGUUAUCAUCAAAAACAACCUGAAGGACUGCGGGCUCUUCUGAGGGCCG